This is a messenger RNA of Spirodela intermedia, 5402 nucleotides long. Lineage: Eukaryota; Viridiplantae; Streptophyta; Magnoliopsida; Alismatales; Araceae. The record is from the annotation of a GenBank genome assembly.
AUGGCGACUGCUGCGGACUCCUCUCCCUCCUAUUCCAGCAGCCACGCCCCUCCGUUCCCUCGGAAUGCCCGCAACCUCUCCUCUCCGUGGUCUCACGUCGUCCGCGGUGAAUCCGAUGAAACUCCGGCCCCUGCUGCGGCGGCGUCUCCCUCGGCGCCGUCCCUGACCGGGGGGACGCCGGCGGCGUCGACCGUCCCACCUCCGCAGGUGUCCGAUCGCUCGCCUCUCAAGACCGCCACCUCCGAUACCCCGGCCGAUGUGAGAGCGGGAGAUGCUGCAGGAGCGCCGACGACGCCGCCGCCGUCGUCUAAUGUCGUGGACCAGGAGGCAUCUGCAUCGUCGCAGGAGAUGAAUUCGGCGUGGAAAACGUUUUCGAACGGUUCGAUCAACGCGGGUUCGGUGAUGGGGGCGGAGUCCUGGCCCGCCCUCUCGGAGGCCAUCAAGGUUUCUCUCAAGUCCUCUUCCUCAGAUUCACUGAAGGGUCUGGCCAACGGAUCUGUCUCUGUUCCUUCCGUAAGAUUGUGCUCAUUCUCCUCAUCUAUUUGUGGAAAUCUAAAGUAACGUUGAUACCGAAGACAUAUCUCCGCGUACGCGGUAAUUUUCACUUGUCCGUGUUUUUCUGGUUUGUAUUUGUUUCAGGCACCCAUGACUACAUCACCGAAACCGACUGCUACUAAUCCCAACACCAGUUCCUCCGCAAGCCAUGCGGUUCCGGCGCGGCAGAAAGCCAUGAAACGCCAUGGUGGUAGUGGUGGUGUGGCCGGCCCUGUCCCCAACAACAAUGGUGGCGGAUUUACUAGCAGUGGGAUUAUGUCACCUGGUACUCAAACAGGUUCAGCAGAGGCAUCUCAUAAUGCUUCGGAUAAGGUUGUUGCCUCAGGACCAUCUCCUAGAGAAUUACCCGGCAGGACUAACGACUGGGAUAAUGGAUCCAAGGCUGGUGGAAAUGAGCACCAGCGGAAUCAUAAUAGCAACCGGAGAGGUAACAAUGCCGGGGGUGGAGGCCACCAUCAUAGCAAUUUUGGGAACCGUGCUGACCAAGGACGAGGUGGCUAUGAAUGGAACAAUCGAUCCUUCGGUGGUGGAAGAGACAUGCACACGCAACAUCAGCAGCAACAACAGCCUAGGGCCAUGGCAAGGCCUUUCCUCCGGCCUCAACCACCUGGUCCUGCUCCGUUCAUACCUCCACCCCCCCAGAUUCGUCCUUUUGCAAACCCCAUGGGUUAUCAUGGUGAGUACUUUCUCUCGUGAAGUUCAAAACGUUCGAUCUGUCUUUCAUUAUUUGCUGAUCAUUCAAUGUUUUGACGUCUUCGAUUCAUCUUGCAGAUAUCUCCCCGCCUGUUUUCUAUGUGCCGCCGCCUCUCCCUGAACCGUGGAGGGGCAUGCCUUUCGUUCCCCCAACUCCAAUGUAUUUUGCGCCACCAGAUCUGCAGUUACGAGCAAUGUUAUUGCAACAAAUAGAAUAUUAUUUCAGGUGACUUUAUUCUCACUUUUUUCCCUCUGCUCGGUAAUGCAAACAAUUGAAGGACUAUUUGCUAUCGCAUUUCGUUAUUAACUGUGAGUUGACCUUUUAUUCUUUCUGCAGUCCUGAAAAUUUGUGUAGGGACGUUUUUUUGCGGCAAAACAUGGAUGAAGAGGGUUGGGUCCCUGUUUCCCUGGUUGCUGGCUUUAGAAGAGUGAGUCCUCUUUGCUGGCUUCAUAUUGUUUUACUAUGUUUACGGUCGUUAAUGGAUGCAGAGCCUUGAUACGGAGCUGUAUCCUCUGUAACUCACAUCUGUUUAAUCCUUCUAUAUUUUAAAACGCGAUCCUUGCUUUAAUGUUUAGCAUAUGAUUCUAGGUUUUAUUAUCUUUCUACAAUGGAGAUAAUAAAAUGGUUUGAUUAUCACAUUUUCAAGACUUCUCCUGUCCUUUUUUUGGUGCUCAAAUUUGAGUUUCGAGCAUAAAGUUGUGAUUUUCAUUAGGUGUUUAACAUUGUGGAUAUGAUAUUCAUUCAGUUGCAUGGAGUCUUCUCUUGACUUGAGUUGUCUGUUUGAGGUACUAUGAUUUGUGUAGUGUAAUUUUAGGCGUGCUUGAACAAACGAGUAGACGAAAAAGAAGAACAUAGGAAUGAUGUUGAAAGUUAAAUAUACUUGUACCAAUCUUAAAAGGAUCCGAAUCUGUCACAAAUGUUGAACAUGAAAUAAGGAAAUAAUAUUGUGGGAAGUUCUCUGUCACAUUAUCCCAGUUACUUACCACUCAUUUGGUUAUGCUAGACAGACCUUUCGCUUUGCUGUUUCAUAGAAUUUACACGUCCCCUGUAAGAUCUAAGUUGUCAUAGUCUGUGAGGAAAGUUUUCUUUAUGUGCGGGAAAGUAUUUGAAAAAUGUUUAUUUUUCUUUCUUAACUAUCCAAAUAUAAAUAAGACGUUGAGUUGAUUUGUCUUUUGAUACCUUAUUUUGCUUGGCGCAUUAUCAUUGAAGGAUUAUCUUUGAUCAAAAUAUGGCUCGCAUAGAAUAGUCAUUGAUUGAGGAGUCAUUGGAGCUAAUUUGAGGUAGUGAUAGCUGGUCUGUGGAAAUUAUCAUUUUAUGUAUCUACCUCACUUGGAGUCGCACUUACGGAUUUAUGAGUCUUUAUUCUGUUUUUAUUAAUAAUGUUUUAAUUGCAUAAUAUUUAGCUUUCAUUCGUGGAAAAGAAAGUCUCCUUUAGAAAAAGAAGUUCGUCACAUUCUGUAUGUACGUCACUCAGGCUUGUGCCCGAGAUGAAUAAUUCGGUCUAUUUUCUUUUUCAUGGUUUUUUGUUUCCCGAGAAUGAUUUUUUAUCAGUGCAUCACGAAAUCUUCAUUAGUGAAGAAAUUGAUCACCUCUAAUAUCUGCAGCAUUCAAGCUCGUGCUUGAGAUUCAUGAUUUUUUUCGUUUUUGCUUCUUAGUUUUUUCUUAUUCAAUAAGAUUGUGUUUCCAUUGGUGGAUGAUGGAAUCAUGUAGAGUUUGCCAUAAAUGCUAUGAUUUUCCUAUACCUGUAUUUAUGUUGAAAACCCCAAAAGGGUUCAUGCAAUCAUGUUCAAUUUCAGAAGCUGCGACACCACGAGUAAAUAUAAUAUUUAUAGGCUGAUAAUGUUCCAUGGAUAAAUAAUUUAGAUCAACGGUUUUAUACAUUUUAAUUCUAAUCUUUUGAUGGCGAACUGAAUGCUACGCAUUGUUUUAAUUUAUGACCAGUAGUUUUUUGUUUCAAUUAUUUCCUACAAUGUGAAUAAGGAUUUCCAUUGAUUAGCAAGCAGAGAAAAUUAUCUUCUGGAAUCUAUUAAUGACGUGAAUGAAUUCUGACGAUAGGGUUAGUGAAGUCUUGCAAGUUAUCGCGAAGGUCAUAUCACAGCUGUACAGAUGUUUUGGUCCUGCUAGGGGCGUCUAGAUCCUUAGCAAUCUUGUCAUCUAAGCCUUAACUGUCGAGGAAAAAUUAUAUGGCUACGUACUAAUGGAGUUUCCUUGAAUUUUCCAUGGUGAUUUUGAGAAAGAAAUGCUAAACUAACUACCAGAAUCCUGAUGGAACUUGAACUCAUAGUUGCAGAAUUGUAGAGCAAUUAGGGGACAGUAUAUUCUAAAAGACUCUUACUGCUAGAGUGGAUCCUAAACCAAGGAUAUUUUAUGCACAUGAUUGUUCAAGCUCUUCGUGGCAGGCAAGUAGAUAUUGCAAAGAAGACUUUGGAGAUCCCUAUCGUUGUGGGCAUAGUGACUGGCUCAAAAUCGGCCAGCAAGUGGUGGGAAAACCUACAUCUCAUUUCUUCACACACCCACUUAAAUAGUUAGGCGACUAUCCUUCAUCUCAAGUUUUUUACUUAAUUCUUUCUUCUCUGUCAAUUUCCUUGUAGCUCUCUGUCUCUCUCUCUGUCCCCCUCUGUCCCCCUCCCCCCCCCAUCAACAAGAUGACACAUAUUGGUUUCCUUCUCUCUAGCAAAUGUUGACUAGACUUCUGGCAGGGAAUAUUCCCCUCUGUUUGUGAAACGGCUCUUAAAGUAUCUGGAGCUGGUUGUUGUCAAAGUCAAUGUUCUAUGCCCCAACCUAUCUGAAGUCUAGGAUCCUACUGAUAAGGGCUUAAACAGCAAUAAAAAUAAAAAUUAGGAGUAAAGUGGUUUUAAUUAAAUCAGAUUUUGUUCUCUUUUAAGUACCCGGUAUCAAUUACAUAUCAAUUUAUAUCAAUUGCUCGCCCAAUACUUCAAAUGAUGCUGUCUAUGGUUUGAAAUGGCUUCGGCCGACUCUCCUGCGUGAAUGAGCUCCCUUGCCUUAGGCUAAAGCAGUUCAAGGCCUCAUCCUCCUCCCCAUUGACUGGAAGAGGGGUUGAUACUGCCCACUUAACGAAGUUGAUCACAUGCAGAGAGUCGCCCACGUGUAAUCACCAUGAUAUUAUCCUCACUUUUAGUGAGUGGAAUCUGUGAACUUAGUAUACGGUAAGACACGUAGUACCUAUAACAAUAGAGACCGAAGAAUGUAAGAGAGUCUAAAAGGCAGUCGGGUAUUGGGAUUGCCUGGAAGGAACUCAAGUACUAGUACAUCCCGCUAGUUUAUCUAAUGCAUAUUUGAACGCUUGGUUUGUGAUAUUUUAUUCGUCUGAAAGAUCUUAUCUUUGUUACAGGUCAAAAUUUAUGUCUGAGCAGUGGGCGGCAUUUUUGUUUUCGAAACGAUUUGAAAUAUGACCGUUCAUCUUUAGGAAACGUUUUUGAGUGAUAUUGUGGAAUCACAGUGAGAAGUUAUAUCUUAUAUGGGAUUUCAAUUAGAUCUCUUCAUCUUUACUCGUAAGUGGGGACGUAUUUGUCUAUUCAUCCAGAAGAAUGAUCACUGGCCAUCUGUUGCUUUGCAGGUCAUAAACCUAACGAACAGCAUCCCACUAAUAUUGGAUUCAGUGAGGGGUUCAACAGUAGUUGAAUUGCAGGUUUGUCUUUUUUAUCACGUGGGUGUCGACUUAUAGUUGAUUCAUCCUCCGAUGCUUUAACACAAUCCAGUGGAUAAUCUGAUAUAGCGCUUGAAAGAUGCAGUCCAGCGCAUGACCAUUGAAUUUAAUUUCCUUUCUGGCCAGCUAAAACCGGAUCUUGCUUCUGCGGUGACUCUUUUCUGGCCUCGUUCUCUCUUUCAGGGUGACAAGAUGAGGAGACGCAAUGACUGGAGGAAUUGGCCGCCGCUAAGCACUUCAGCUAGUCCACGGGACCCAUCAACGAGGCCGAACUACGAUGCUCUGGCUGGUCAGCUGGCGCAUGUCGGAUUGGAAGAAGGCAGUUCCGGUGAAAAUAUCAGGAGGGGUGAAGCUCACCUUGGAGCUUCCCUCGGAAGAUCAGCGUCUGGGGAGUUGAACAGCCAAGCUCAGGAUGGAGAUAACUCCGGGCAGAUCGCAGCCCAAAAUGGUUCUGGAAGGAGCUUUGGCCGGAGCGACAACUUUUAG